AAUUAAUAAUAAUAUUUUACCUCGCCUUCAUCAGAUCUGGUUGUCUCUUUUAUGAAAUGUCAUUCUUAAAGGAUAUUUUCAUUGAUUCUGAAGCCCAUUUUGUGGUGCUAAUUGUACAGAGCUCAUCAACAUUUUCAGGUUUGGAGUUGAAAUUUGAAACAUAGCGUAUCAUGAUUUCAAGCCUUUGAUGAAUCAGAUUGAGAUCUCAUUUUAGUAAUUUUAACGAGAGGUUUUCUUUGACUUAUUCGCGUGAAAUGGCAGAGCUUUUUGGAUAUACAGCAUGCAGACAAUUAUUGCAAAUGUUCAUUUCAAUUAUAUUCUUCCAUGUUUCCGAGUACAUUCUGGCACUUUUCUUUCAUGGAAAGUCGAAUGUAUCUUUUAAGUCGCUUUUGAUAAGCCAACAUUAUGUACUAGCAAUGAUUUGCUCCUUGAUAGAGUACCUUAUUGAAAUCUAUUUCUUUCCCGGCUUAAAGGAAUAUUGGUGGAUAAGUAAUUUUGGCCUUGCAAUGGUUGUUCUCGGAGAAAUCAUAAGGAAGUUGGCAAUUGUGACAGCAGGCCAAGCCUUCACUCAUCUAAUAAAGGUUUAUCAUGAGGAAAAUCAUCAGUUGGUUACGAAUGGGAUCUAUAGAUUUGUCCGUCAUCCUGGUUAUUGUGGUUUCUUCAUCUGGUCUGUUGGUACGCAAAUAAUGCUCUGUAAUCCAAUAUCAACCGUUGCAUUUACAGUUGUUGUGUGGAAAUUCUUCUCGGGAAGGAUACCUUACGAGGAAUUUUUCCUCAAGCAGUUUUUUGGUUCUGACUACGAAGAUUAUAUGAGAAAAGUUCCUUCUGGUAUUCCACUUGUGAGGUGAUUAUUCAACAAAUCCUCUUCAGGGCUCUAUAUACAUGCAUAACGUCAUCUGCUCAUCGGUGCUGAGAUAACACUGUUUAGGAAUUUUAUCUUCUUAGACACUCUUACAGUUUUCAUAACGUGAAGUUCGCCAGAAAAAGGUUCCUCCUAGAUAUAACUUCUGAGGUGAUGCUUCUAUUAACCCUUGUAGAGCGCGUUUAUCUUAUUUGUAUCAUCAUGUUUUCGUCGUAUCAUGUCUUUGUUAAGACUUAGGUAACUAGUCUUAUGGGGAGCUGUAAGUUAUAACUGUAUUUGUAAUUAUGGCUGAUGGGACAGUGUUUUUGUCA
Molecule: messenger RNA, 1173 nt
Organism: Solanum stenotomum
Lineage: Eukaryota; Viridiplantae; Streptophyta; Magnoliopsida; Solanales; Solanaceae
Product: protein-S-isoprenylcysteine O-methyltransferase A-like
Exons: 2
Coding region: 255-848 (197 amino acids)
Biological process (GO): C-terminal protein methylation
Cellular component (GO): endoplasmic reticulum; membrane
Molecular function (GO): protein C-terminal S-isoprenylcysteine carboxyl O-methyltransferase activity
Source: RefSeq, a predicted model, not a curated record